AUGUUUUGUGAUGUAGGUCUGAAUCUGAUUUUAUCAUCUCUCAUAUCAUUACCCUUGGAAAAGUCUUCGAAAGAAAAAGUUGCUGUUGGGAUAACAACAAAAAGAAAACAAGAAGAUAGAAGAAAAGACACAAGGAAAAUAUUCAUUUGGUGUUUGGCCGUAAGCCAAAGACGGGAGAUAAAGAAACGAGCAAAGAUAGCAAUAAAUCAAUCUUUCGAAAAGAAUGAAUCCCAUGAAUAA
Messenger RNA from Clunio marinus, 240 nucleotides. NCBI's taxonomy places the organism in Eukaryota, Metazoa, Arthropoda, Insecta, Diptera, Chironomidae. The record is from the annotation of a GenBank genome assembly.